Molecule: messenger RNA, 638 nt
Organism: Acanthaster planci (crown-of-thorns starfish)
Lineage: Eukaryota; Metazoa; Echinodermata; Asteroidea; Valvatida; Acanthasteridae
Product: large ribosomal subunit protein eL42-like
Biological process (GO): translation
Cellular component (GO): ribosome
Molecular function (GO): structural constituent of ribosome
Source: RefSeq, a predicted model, not a curated record
GAGUGUUUCAAUCGGUAGCAGUAGAGGGCGCACAAUCAAUGUUUUGUGAUCUCAAGAGGGCGCCUUCAUACGUCCUUUUCCCAUCUAAACCCGUCAAAAUGGUUAACGUUCCCAAGGCAAGGCGUACCUACUGCAAGAAGUGUAAACAUCACAAGAUGCAUAAGGUGACGCAGUACAAGGCCGGCAAAGCCUCUGUGCACGUCCAAGGAAAAAGACGUUACGAUCGUAAGCAGACAGGCUACGGAGGACAGACCAAACCUGUCUUUCACAAAAAGGCCAAGACCACAAAGAAGAUCGUCCUAAGGAUGGAGUGCACCGAGUGCAAGUUCCGCAAACAGCUCCCCAUCAAGAGAUGCAAGCACUUUGAGCUGGGAGGAGACAAGAAGAGAAAGGGCCAGAUGAUCCAGUUUUAGACCUGCUGAAGAUCUUGGCACAUCUAGGAACAUGUCUCUCUCUUGGGUGCACCAAAUAUUGCAGAAUCCAGACCUUUUUUGUCUCGAUGCAUGAAGGCAGUGUGUAUGAAUUCCCUGACACUGGGGCCUACAGUGGGCAGGGCUAGAUCCCAGCAACGUAAUUAGAUUACACAAUGUGGUAAAAACUGUGUUAAUAUUAAACCAGCCGUCAGAAAUGUAAACUCA